Messenger RNA from Monascus purpureus, 1401 nucleotides. NCBI's taxonomy places the organism in Eukaryota, Fungi, Ascomycota, Eurotiomycetes, Eurotiales, Aspergillaceae. The record is from the annotation of a GenBank genome assembly.
AUGUCCGCGACGUUGAGGUCAACAACCCGCCACGCUUCCAAGGUGGCCCAGUCCAGCCGAGUGUCCCUCUACAAUACCGCUGCCCGCUACUACACCACGGACCUUAAAACCACCUUAAAAGAGGUGAUCCCUGAGAAACGUGAACAGUUCAAGCAGCUCAAGGCUCGCGGUGAUGAAGUCAUCGGCGAUCUCAAGAUCUCUAAUGUCAUCGGUGGCAUGCGUGGCCUGAAGGCCUUGCUGUGGGAAGGCUCAGUCUUGGACCCCGAGGAAGGCAUCCGCUUCCACGGCAAGACCAUCAAGGACUGCCAGAAGGAGCUCCCGAAGGGACCCACCGGCACAGAGAUGGUACCUGAAGCUAUGUUCUGGCUGCUCCUGACUGGCCAGGUUCCCUCGACUGCCCAGGUGCGCGCGUUCUCUCGUGAGUUGGCGGAGAAGUCGCACCUCCCACAGCACAUUCUGGACUUGAUCAAGUCUUUCCCUCGCAGCAUGCACCCCAUGACGCAGCUUUCUGUCGCUGUGGCAGCAUUGAACACCGAGUCCACUUUCGCCAAGGCCUACGAGAGGGGUCUCAACAAGGCAGACUACUGGGAACCGACUUUCGAGGACAGCAUUUCGCUUCUGGCGAAGAUUCCCCGUGUGGCUGCCUUGGUCUUCCGCCCCGAUGAAGUCGACAUCGUUGGCACCCAGCCCCUUGACGUGAACCAAGAUUGGUCGUACAACUUCGCCGAGCUCCUUGGCAAGGGUGGUAAGGAGAACGAGGAUUUCCAUGACUUGUUGAGAUUGUACCUGGCUUUGCACGGUGACCACGAGGGUGGCAAUGUCUCCGCCCACGCAACCCAUCUCGUCGGAAGCGCUCUCAGCGAUCCCUUCCUCAGCUACUCGGCUGGUUUGCUGGGUCUUGCUGGUCCUCUGCACGGUCUCGCCGCCCAGGAAGUCUUGCGCUGGAUCCUGGCCAUGAAGGACAGGAUCGGAACCAACUUCACUGAUGAGGAUGUCCGCACUUACCUCUGGGAUACCCUCAAGUCUGGCCGUGUGGUCCCUGGCUACGGCCACGGUGUCCUGCGCAAGCCUGACCCUCGUUUCCAGGCUCUGAUGGACUUUGCUGAUACCCGCCCUGAUGUCCUUGCCAACCCCGUCUUCCAGUUGGUCAAGAAGAACUCAGAGAUCGCCCCUCUCGUCCUGACAGAACACGGAAAGACCAAGAAUCCUCACCCCAAUGUGGACGCCGCAUCUGGUGUCCUCUUCUACCACUAUGGCUUCCAGCAGCCUCUGUACUAUACCGUCACAUUCGGCGUCAGCCGUGCCCUUGGACCACUUGUCCAGCUCAUCUGGGAUCGCGCCCUGGGUCUGCCUAUUGAGCGACCCAAGAGUAUCAACAUCAAGGGCUUGUUGAAGAACUAA